GUUAGGGAACUCUCUCUUAGCAAGAUGAAGUGCUUUCAAGUACUGUGCCUCCUUUUAGUGGCCUCCUCUGCUUUUGGAGGAGUCCUAGAUAAGUGCAAGGACCCCAAUUCCUCAAAGUGCAAGAACUCCUUUGAAGACCUCCCAAUGCACCCACGCCCUGAAGCAGCUUCCAAAGAAUCCUUCUCUAGCCGUUCAAUUGGACACUCCUGGGAAAGGACUUCAGACUAUUGGAUCAACUUGGGGCAUCAGCAUGUGAACGAGAGGAUUAGCAGGAGCAUCAAUACCAAUCGUGCUAAAAAUGUGAUUUUCUUCAUUGGAGACGGAAUGAGUAUCCCAACUCUCUCCGCCACAAGGGUAGCUCUUGGUGGUGAAGAACAGCAACUAUCUUGGGAGAAAUUCCCCUUUUCAGGACUCUCAAAGACCUACUGUGUGGAUUCCCAAGUGGCUGAUUCCUCGUGCACAGGAACAGCUUACUGGACAGGGGUGAAGACGAACUACAUGACUAUGGGAGUUAACGCCCAGGUCCCAUUGGGAGACUGCCAGGCUGCUCUUGAUCCUUCCACGCACACGGAAUCCAUUGCAAAAUGGGCAAUGGAUGCUGGGAAAUCAGCUGGGAUUGUUACAACCACAACAGUCACACAUGCUUCCCCAGGAGCUGGCUACGCUCAUGUUGCUGAUCGUUUUUGGGAGAAUGAUAAUUUUAUUCGUCAUAGUGGUUGUGAUCCCAGUAAAAUUGAUGAUAUUGCCAAACAACUCAUUCACGGGCCGGUGGGAAGUCGCUUGUCGGUUGUUCUCGGUGGCGGAAGGGGACACAUGAGAGAUACAAGUAUUCCUGAUGAAGAAGGAGGCACAAACUACCGCGGAGAUUCACGUGAUCUCAUCUCUGAAUGGCUUAGCGAUGGGAAGCCUAACAAGAAGUACGUCUGGAAUCGCAAUGAUCUCCUGAAUUUGCCUUCUGACACUGAAACCCUUCUUGGUUUAUUCGAGAGCGGUGAUAUGCAGUUCUAUCUGGAGAGUCAGGAACGUGGAAGUCAGAACACAGAGCCAACACUGGAGGAAAUGACGCGAUCUGCUAUUAAUGUGCUGAAGAAGAAUCCUAAUGGAUUCUUCCUGUUUGUUGAGGGUGGUAGGAUUGAUCAUGGACAUCACUACACCAUGCCAAGGGCAGCAGUUGCAGAAACAAUUGAACUGCACAAGGCUGUUCAAGCUGCAAGGGAUAUGCUGAGUGAGGAGGAUACUCUGAUUGUUGUGUCUUCUGAUCAUUCUCACACCAUGAGCAUCUCUGGAUAUCCUACUCGCGGGAAUGACAUCUUUGGGAAAUCUGAUAGAAUCGAGGCCAGUGAUGGCAUGCCCUACAUGACCCUAAAUUACGCAAAUGGCCCCAUUUCCUCACCUCAGUACAAGGCAACAGGUCGUCCCAAUCCUGCUACGUCUGAUUUCAGCCAUUGGUCAUCAGUGUUCCCCUUCCACAUUCCUAUUGAUCUUGAAACUCAUGCUGGUGAUGAUGUGGGAAUUUUUGCAUCAGGCCCCAAUGCUCAUUUGUUCUCAGGGUCAAUUGAGCAGAGUCAUCUGCCUCACUUGAUGGCCUACGCCUUGUCCGUUGGCAAUGGACCAAAACGUUAAAACUAAAUGUUUUGCCAAAGAAAUGUUUUUAAAAAAAAAAUGUGAUUUAAUCUUUCAAAUAAAUUUUGCUGAAAUUAAAA
Messenger RNA from Lutzomyia longipalpis, 1703 nucleotides. RefSeq names its product membrane-bound alkaline phosphatase-like. The coding region runs from base 25 to 1623 and encodes 532 amino acids. NCBI's taxonomy places the organism in Eukaryota, Metazoa, Arthropoda, Insecta, Diptera, Psychodidae. Gene Ontology annotation, molecular function: alkaline phosphatase activity. The record is from RefSeq and is a predicted model, not a curated record. The transcript is spliced from 2 exons. Gene Ontology annotation, biological process: dephosphorylation.